UUUGUUAGAAAACCUUUCAUUGGUUAGAUGCGUCAACAUUUCUUUCGUUUUGUGUAUUGGAAAGAAAUCAACUCAGAGAAUUUGUGUAAACAUUCCAGUUUUCCGGGUUAAUUUUACUUUAUGAAGGAGAGGAGGCCUCAAUAUCUAAAUAUAUGAUUUAUUUACGGGCAAUUAGCUGAUAGAAAUGGGAAAACAGAGCAGCAAGCUCAAACCAGAAGUACUUCAAGAUUUGAAACAAAAUACAGAAUUUUGUGAAGAAGAACUACAAGAAUGGUACAAAGGAUUUCUCAAGGACUGUCCAAAUGGUCAUUUAUCUGUUGAGGAAUUCAAGAAAAUCUAUGGCAAUUUUUUUCCAUAUGGUGAUGCAUCCAAAUUUGCGGAACAUGUGUUUCGAACUUUUGAUACAAACGGUGAUGGUACAAUAGACUUCCGAGAAUUUAUCUGUGCUUUAAGUGUAACAUCUCGGGGAAAACUUGAACAAAAGUUGAAAUGGGCCUUUAGCAUGUAUGAUUUAGAUGGAAAUGGAUAUAUAUCACGCCAAGAAAUGCUAGAAAUAGUAACUGCAAUUUACAAGAUGGUUGGGACUGUGAUGAAAAUGCCAGAAGACGAAUCUACACCUGAAAAACGAACAGACAAAAUAUUCCGUCAAAUGGAUAAAAAUGCAGAUGGACAAUUAUCCUUGGCAGAAUUUAUUGAAGGGGCAAAAAGUGAUCCUUCAAUUGUGCGACUUUUGCAGUGCGAUCCUAAUUCCCAAGGUUGACUUUGACAACAAUUUUUUGAUUUUUACACUUAUUUUUUGUAUCAGAAAAAUAGGACGACAAUGAGAACUAUUUAAAUCUUUAUAUGUUGAACAAAUUUAUUCAUUGAGAGAUUGUGAUGUACAUUUUCCUUUCUUAUUGUUAAAUUAAUUCCUUCAACAGUCAUGUGAAUAACAAGAUUGUCAAAUCUAUUAAUCUUUUUA
Molecule: messenger RNA, 961 nt
Organism: Mytilus californianus (California mussel)
Lineage: Eukaryota; Metazoa; Mollusca; Bivalvia; Mytilida; Mytilidae
Product: neurocalcin homolog
Exons: 3
Coding region: 185-760 (191 amino acids)
Molecular function (GO): calcium ion binding
Source: RefSeq, a predicted model, not a curated record